UAUAUUGUCUUCAUCUUCAUAUCAAUCUGCUAUAACCAGUAGAGGACUAUAACAGUCACAUCAAUAGUGGGAGGCACCAGAUGAUCAUCACCAGUGUGUGCCAAACUCUUUCAGUUUAGUUUUUACUGAAAUGAAACAUCUCUCUAGAAGUGCUGUGGUUUAUAACACUGUGAAGCCCAGAACACUCCUGCUGACAAAACUGAACAAUGUUCAAACACUUGAAUCUUCAGCUGCUGCUGCUGUGGUUUGUCAACUACAGAGGAGCCACCGAUAAACCUGUGUCAGGAAUACUGGGAGGGGACGCCACCCUCUUAUGUGAAUCUGAUGCCACAGACAUUUUCAGGCUUGAUUUAAGCAGGAUAAAAAGCAUCAUCGCUUGUCAGAAUGAAACAUGUGACGCUGAGAGUGACAGUCAAAAUGGCCGAGUGUUUAAAGAAGGAGUAUGUGGCUUCAUCAUCAAAGAUACGAUUUCUGUGAAGAAAGGUGAGCCGCUGAAGUUGGACGUUCUGUUGUCCAACGCUGAUAAAGUGGAGCAUAAGGGCAAGAGAACCACAGGUGGGAAGGUGGUCUGGAGCAGAAGCCACGGCGUCAGGAGCGAUCGAAUGAUCAUCACAGACAGAAAACUGAUCAUUAAUAAUUUCACAGCCACUGACACUGGAACGUAUGAGGCUCUGGACUCUGAAGGACAAAUCUUGAUCAUGGUGACAGUGGACAUCCAGAACAACUUUGAUACAACAUCUAGUGCAGAAUCAGAAAUGAGCUCCACACAACAAUGUACUUCUCUACUUCUAGAGAUUUCCUCAGUUGGACUGGUUUUGCUUUUGGUGGUUCUGGUUGCUGGUACGAGAAAAAAGAUGCAGAGAUGUUCCAGGGGUUCACUGCACUGCUACAAAGGGGUGUGCAAGAUCGGUUUUGGUGACCCUUAA
Messenger RNA from Triplophysa dalaica, 926 nucleotides. RefSeq lists its product as uncharacterized. The transcript has 6 exons. The record is from RefSeq and is a predicted model, not a curated record. Lineage: Eukaryota; Metazoa; Chordata; Actinopteri; Cypriniformes; Nemacheilidae. Bases 207 to 926 code for a protein of 239 amino acids.